Molecule: messenger RNA, 1008 nt
Organism: Lemur catta (Ring-tailed lemur)
Lineage: Eukaryota; Metazoa; Chordata; Mammalia; Primates; Lemuridae
Gene: CRTAM
Product: cytotoxic and regulatory T cell molecule
Exons: 5
Coding region: 93-809 (238 amino acids)
Biological process (GO): positive regulation of natural killer cell mediated cytotoxicity directed against tumor cell target; cell recognition; detection of tumor cell
Cellular component (GO): plasma membrane
Molecular function (GO): signaling receptor binding
Source: RefSeq, a predicted model, not a curated record
UACACAUAGAGACAGUGAAUACACUUUGCUUACUACUACUCCCGGACACAGAGGUGCGGCAUGCUGUCCUUUUAAGCCAGGCAGGUUGGCAGAUGGGCAAUCAGCGGGAUACAGAUUUAAAACCCAGAGCAAAAGCUGCAGAACACACAGUUCUGGGGUUUCUGCACAACCUCUACAAGCAGGUAGCAGCCAAAUACAUUCUCCAAUCCCUUUUAUGGAACACAAUGUGGGUAAAAUUGCUCUCCGUAGUUGCAGAAUUUUGUUUUUCCCCUUUCUUAGUUACUGAUGAAGAGACAGUUUCAGAUGCUCUGGAGAGAAGCUCUCUAUCCUCUCAAGACUCUCAGCAGCCCACUAGUACUGUCUCAAUAAUGGAAGAUUCUAGUACAUUAGAGAUGGGCAAAGAAGAGGAAGAACAAACUACUCAAGAUGCCGACUUGACCACUGAAGCAAAUCCUCAGUAUAUGGAAUUGACAAGGAAGAAAAGUGGCAUCCUGCUGCUCACUCUGGUGUCCUUCCUCAUUUUCAUACUCUUCAUCAUAGUCCAGCUGUUCAUAAUGAAGCUGCGGAAAGCACAUGUGACAUGGAAAAAAGAAAAUGAAAUUUCAGAGAACACACUAGAAAGUUACAGAUCGAGGUCAAAUAAUGAAGAAACAUCAUCCCAAGAGAAAAAUGGCCAAACUUCCCACCCAAAGCGUUGCAUAAACUACAUCACGAAGUUGUACUCAGAUGCAAAAACAAAGAGGAAGGAAAAUGCACAACAUUCAGAAUUAAAAGAAAAGCAGACUCAUAUACCAGAGAGUAUUGUGUAGUGCUCCCUGCAGUAGAAAAUGUGAUUUCAGGGCAGCCGCAGCGUCAUCUCAGCGGAGCAGCCCGUGGGGAAGAGCAUAAUGACUGUGCCAUGGAAAACGUCCUUGCUGUGCAACAUGAGACGGUGUCCUCAGAUGAUAAUCUGUCCCAGAGCCAGCACGACAACAUGAGGACCGAACCACACACAUAAAGCUCCUUGUU